AGGGAGAAGCAAUCCACUCAUUGUUUCCUUCCCACCCCCCUUCAUUUUCCCAUACUUCAAUUUCAAUUUUCCCGUUUUUAUUGCGCUUUUUGUUCUCCCAGUCUUUCUCUUUUAUUCACCAUUUUUAUACGUCCCUAGUAUCCCAUUGGCAGCUACUUCUAGCGGAUGGCGGAGGCGCUUUCCAUCUUCUACUUUCCAAGCGUGCCGCCCCCCGGAAAGAGACGAGCCGAAGGACCUCCAUAAAAAGAGACUUCUAGAUGAGCGCGAGCCGCACCUCUACCCAGCCCCAGCCCCUGGGGAUGGGUGACAAGAAGGCCGCCGGCGAGCUUGGGUCGGGCCACGUGCUCUUUUAUGCAAUGCAAAAGUAUCGUACUAGUAUAAAUUGCAUUACAAAUUCCCCCAGCAUUACAAAUUGAAUUUGUGAUGCUGAUUUACUUUGAGAAGGAGAUUUGUAAUGCAUAAAUGCAAUUACUACGAGUACGAUACUUUUGCACAGGAUAUCUUUGCGGGGAACACGAAACUCGCCUCCGCGAGCAAUAUCAAAUGUAAAAAUGUCUGGAUGUCUGGAAGAAUGCAACUUGUGAUGCUGAAUUUGGAUUCCAAAAAAAUCUGUAUUGCGUGAGCAGCAAAGGGAGUGCAAUUUUUGCUGCGCGGAGAGGGCAUUUGUCAUGCGGAAUAGGCAUCGCGAGGCCCUCAAAAAAUCUGUGAUGUUAGGGCAUGCAUCACAGACAUCAUGGCCCAGGCAAAACAUGCAUGACAAGUCUCAGAAUCUUCCAGACCCAGACAUUUUUACACUUGAUAAGCAAGCGGAAGAUGCAAAUAGCGGACACGGAGGAAAACGCGACGAAGUUAGAGGCGAGUCUGAACAGCCUUGAGUCGAUUGAAGAGCAAAAAGCCACCGCACAGGGCGCUCUGUCCCAGAAAAUGCUGCAAGCACUCGCCUCCUCCACCCCAGAAUCGGAUUUGCAGGUGGACGAGAAGACGCAGCGAGUCUCUCUGUCGAAAGCAGGCAUGCUCGUGGAUGCGGGGGAGAACUUCACGAAAAGCCUGUUACCUCCCGCUUGGUGCGAGGAAUGGGAGCUGAAUUUGCCGGAUUACCCGAGAAUAGACUUCCCGCAGAAAAAGACGGAUAAGUGGUCUCUGGACACGCUCCUCGCGAUGGUGCAGCACUUCAAAACCAAUCCGGCGCAACCCUUGCAUCCAUUGCUGAUCAUGCGAUUGCUGAACGACGCGGAGAUUGUGAUGAGCAAAAAGUACCACCACGCAAUACACCGGGCCACGAUUCCGAAGAAAUCCAUGGAACAGAAAGCGACGGACGACAACAAGGAGGGGUUGCUCAAAGGAGGUAUUUGGGAUAUUAAGUUCCUGAUGUGAUUAUAAUUUUCGAUUUAAUGCUGUGGGAAGCAUUUUGAUUUUUCAUCUAGGCUGAAUUUGAUAAAACAACACAAAAUUCUUGACAACUGCAUGUGUGUGACACAUUUCUUCUUGAUUGCACCAUAAAACUCGACGACAAAAACAGAUUUGAGCCAAUUCUCGCUCCUGAACAAGAAAGCCGUGGCCACCCCUGGGCGAACCAUCGUCGUCGGCGACACCCAUGGGCAAUUAGAAGACGUGCUUUGGAUCUUCUACAAAAACGGGCUGCCAAGUCCCAGCAACGCAUACCUAUUCAACGGCGAUAUCGCCGACCGUGGAUUCUACGCGACCGAGAUUUUCUCCAUGGUACUGGGGUUCAUGCUGCUGUAUCCGAAUUGUGUGGACAUGAACCGGGGAAACCACGAGGAUGAAACGAUCAAUUUAGACCCCCACUGCGGCGGGUUUUAUGAGGAAAACAUCCAGAAAUACGGCGGGAACAUUGGAUCCACGAUCUACGAAUCGUACUUAAAGAUCUACUCAAACCUACCGCUGGCGAGCGUUUUGGAGAAACGGGUUUUUAUCGUACAUGGAGGUUUAUCGCGGGUAACGGAGGGCAUGCUGAAAGUGCUGAGUGGCAUUGACCAUCACGUCUCCAGCACCCCCGAAUCCCCGGAUAACACGGCGGAUACGGUGUUUAUCGACGCCAUGUGGUCAGAUCCAAUGGAAGGGAAAGGUAUAGAGACAGUGAUUCUACUGUGAUUGAAUCUGUUUUCAGCUAGUAAAAAUUCGACUUGUUCGCAUGUGCGUGUGAAAACGAUCUGCAUCUGUAAUUACCUGUCUAAAGUACUACCUCGUCGAUGCGCGAAGUUUAGGAACUUCGUAUGAUUUAGAUUUUCAUUUGAAGUACCCAUAACCACGCAGGUAUCGUACCAUCGAAUCGGGGCCCUAGUCUCGUUCAAUUCGGCCCGGACGUCACCAUGAAGUUUCUGCGGCAAAACGGCUUCCACUUAGUCGUCCGGUCCCACCAGCCACCGUCCAACAAGGACGGCGUCUUUUUCCACCACGACGGGAGGCUGAUAACGGUUUUCUCUGCUAGUAACUACUGCGGCUGGUACGGAAACACAGGUGCGGUUCUGAUCUUCUCCCCAGGGAAGGGAGAUACGAAAGCGGCGUCGUUACCGACGAUCGAGAUUGUCCGUCAUUUUUCCCCCACGUUCGAUAUGCUCGCAAAUGCGGAAAUCACAACGAAUGAUUUGUUGGCGAUGGACCAGAUGCAAGCGAGAGCAAAAAACGCAACCAGCAUGGAGCACGCCGCGAUCAAAAAUAGUCGGCAGUCGCUGUCGCAGAGAAUGGACAAGCUCAUCUUCGAAGUAAAAACAAGGUUCGCAAGGAUUCUAGUGGAUAACAAGCAGGGCUUGUGGAAAUUCUGGCUCACGCACGAGAAAGAGGUAUGCAGCUUUUUAUCACAUUUGAGUUGUUUUUUAUGCACUUAGCAUGCUUGCUGCAAGAAAAUCAUCAAGAACAAACUAUAUAGCUCCACUACUUCUGUGGACAUCGUAGUAAAUACGCGACGCAUCCUCGCACAAAUUUCUUGACUCGAUGUCAUAGAAGAAAACUACGAACCAUACAAUUCAUCUACGUUCGAAAAAUCAAAAACCAAAACCACAGGGCGACUACAAUGAUAACCGAAGUAAGAGCGCGCCGCCGGGGCUGAUUACCUUUGACGCCUGGAAGGAGGGGAUUUCGUCUAUGGUUGGGACGAACGGAUCCGUUUUGGGCGGCAUCCCGUGGCAGCAAAUCAAGGAGAUCCUUUCUAUCGAGGACCCCCACACGAAACUCAUCGACUACCCACUGUCGCUCCAUCGGUUCCGGGUUGUUAUUCGGGACGAGAUCAAAUCCGAGACGCAAAUUCAGGACGUGCGGAAAUCGGUCACGACGCAAUCAUCCCUUUUCCCCAAGAAAACGGUGGAUGCAUCCGGGAACGUGAUGCGCCACACGAACUGGAUGGAGUCCAUUCUGGCAAGAUUGUUCGAGAUAUGCAUUGCAAAUAUGUGGUCUGCCUCUGGAAGGAUGCAACUUGUGAUGCUAAAUCCGAAUCAUGCAAAAAUCUGUGUUGCAUGAGUCCCAAAAGCUGACUCUUUUCGACCGAGUUCUUGCAAGGGAGUUUCUCAUGCAGGAUAGGCAUUUCAGAGACCUCACAGAGUCUGUCAUGCUAGGUUCCGCAUCAUGGAAAACCUGCAUCACAAGUUUGCACUCUUCCAGACCCAGACACUUUUGCACCUGAUACGAGACACUGUUGCUAGAAAACGUCCCUUGGCAGGACUUAGUCAAGCGGUUCGCGGCCCCCGGGUCCGCGCCCGCGUCGGCGGAGAGCGACGACGACGACAUUCCGGAAAUUGACAUGGACACGUUGCAGAAAGUGCUUUGUAGCCUGCAGAAACCAGGAAGCUCGGGGAGUAAGACAAACGCCCUGAUAACCAAGGAACAAGCCGGGUCGCUCAUAAGAACACUGACGGGGUACGGGGGAAGCAGGGUAAUAUUAAAGUCACUCCUUUGAUAACAUCACAAUGACCUUGAAUAUCACGACUACGGAAUGGAAAACGUCGUGACUUUUCUUUGCCUUCUUUGCCAGCACACAGUCCAAAAACGAAUUCUUUGCGCUUGUUCUACUUCUGGUGUUGUACUUGUUCUACCUAGUGGUCUAUAUGUUCCUCGCAUCAGAAAUUCAAAUUUACAUUGCGAAAAAAAACCUACACAAAAAAAACUCCUAUCACAGCAUUCCGUGACCAACCUGAAGCCCUCCUCCAUUUCCCUGCUCGAGUUCCUCUCCCGCCUAGAGGUCUGCUACACCGGGUAUAACGUGCAACGCGUCAGGCAGAAGGUCGAGGCCGGGAUCAAAGAGGGCCCGGACGCAGAACAGUCCAUCAUGAAUUUAAAGUUCGGCACCUCCGUCGUGGCAACUUCCCUGCGUUUAAUUGGCCAGGAGAUCUACGCGGAGUCCGAAGAUUCCCGGUCCGCGAGCAAGAGAACGCACAAAAUUUUCCAAGAAGCGGACAAGGACCAGGACGGGUUGUUGAGUAAGGCAGAAUUUCUCGACGUGGUGGACCAAUUACUGGCCCGGUUUAAAGAUUUUUUGCAGGAACAUUUUCUAUCCAGCAAAUCCAAAUACGCAACCUCCGGGGCGAAGAAGGCGGCAAAGUCGGAUUUACCCUUGUCCCUCCUCGAAGAUAUCUUCAAAGUGGUCGACGUAACGCGACAGGGGAAAGUUAGCUAUCUCGAAUUCCUCCACUGCUUCCAGCCCUCCGACCGGUCCGACGACACCGUCGGGCUGUCGAAGCUGGACGCGGAUUCUUCGAUUCCGCACUUGCGGCACCCGGCGGAGGAGAUCCGGGUGGCGUUGAUGGAGCAGAUCUGCGGAUUUCUGUACACGAACAAACAGGCGCUGCACAAAAUCUUUCUCUUCUUCGACAAAAAUAACUCCCACCUGAUCGAGAAAAAGAACUUCGUGAAGGCGGUGAAGUGUCUCAACGUGACCAUCAGUCUGAAAGCGCCACCGUUGACCAACGACCAGAUCGAGAUGCUCGCGGACCAUUGUGUCCUGAACACCGAGGAACAGAUAGACUACCUCCAGUUUCUGAACGCGCUGGUGAUCUGUGACAUGCGGACCGGGGAGAUGUUUGACUAGGGUCGUGACAGGUGGGAAACGGAACUUAUUUGUUGCUGUGGAGGUUCUCCUCCCAGCGCACUUCUAAAUUAGUGUCAGACCGCUCGUCGCCUAGUACGACCUAGGGUAGACCUAGUCUUAAGCUUGAGUUUUUACAAUUUUUAUAUACGCAAGUUUCGCGUGCUCCUGGCAGCACGGGGCUUCUAUUGUUUCUGAGUUUUUUUUGUCAUAGUCAUAGAUUACAUCACACAAGCCCAAGCAGCCACCUUGCUGGGUAGGUCAUUAGUUCACAAUCAUCAGCUUUAUGCAACCAUUGUAUUGUUCACCACGUAUCGGAAACAAACAGUUACUUUUCCUGCGGUAGGAGGUAGGUACUAGCCGCGUUUUUUUAUAGAUGCAACGUAUGUAUUGGCGACUUUUACAGGUACGUGUAAUAGAGGUGGCUAAUUACAGAGUUUCAGUACCUGGUUGCUGUUUGAAAAGCAUCAUUAUGCACAUACAUUUUUAGACGUAGGCUGUUGAUGUGUACUAGCUUUUCCAUCACCGAACGUUCUUCACAUGAUUUUUGGCCCUUGCGGCGACCCAACGCAACGAAAAAUGUUCGGAUCUUGAUCAAGACUUUUACACGGAGGCGGACCUACAGUCAUUUUUCCUGGUGCUUCUUAUUUCAGAAAAAUCGAAAACAGACCUACUGCUGUUGCAAGAGGAAUGCCGCUUUUACUUUUUCUCCUCGCCGCACUGAUCAUGCCUGCGAGAAAGAAGAAACUGAGGAAAUUGCCUAUGAUUCUUACUGUCGGUAGAUCAUCAAAAGGACAAAAUUCCCUGUGAAGAUUAUCACUGUCGG
Molecule: messenger RNA, 5861 nt
Organism: Amoebophrya sp. A120
Lineage: Eukaryota; Dinophyceae; Syndiniales; Amoebophryaceae
Source: the annotation of a GenBank genome assembly